CCCCGCCACGGGCGAGGAGCAGCAGCUCCCGAUGCCGCCGCGGCGCGCGGAGAGCUGGGCCGCCGCGGUGCUCUGCGGCUGCGUCGUCGGUGCCGCGUGCGACGGCUGCCACCGCGGGCCGUUCCGCGUGGUCUUGGUCGGCACCGACGCGGGCGGCAUCUUCUCCUGCGUCUACUCGUCCCUGGAUGGCGCGUGGAGCGAGCCGGCCUCCCACCCCGGGUCCCCCACAUGCCUCGAAUCCGUGCCCGGUGUCCUUGUGGGGGGCGCGCUCCACUUCCUGUUCCAAUUCGGCGACAGCAUCCUCAGGUACGUUCUGGGUGCGCGGCAAGUGUCUGUGAUCCAGAGGCCACCGGCAUGCACCGCCUUCCAGGGGCGCGCGCUGCUCAUGGCCAUGGAGGAUGGGAGGCUGGGAUUCGCCUCGGUGCUCGACUCCAGGCUCUGCCUGUGGCCGCGGGAGGUCGGCGCUGACGGGGAAGCAAGGUGGGCGCAGGGCAGAGCCAUUGAGCUCGAGACGCUGCUCCCCGCUGAUGCCCUCUUGACCUUGCCUUACUUGAUUGGCUUUGCUGAUGGGGUUGGAGUGCUCUUCCUGUGGACGGCUGUUGGCGGGUUGUUCCUCGUCAAUCUGAAAUCUGGUCUGCUGAGAAACGUGGAUAUCGACACGGACAUCUAUGGCGUUGUUCCUUAUGGGACCUACUACUUUCCAGCACUGAGAAUAGCUGCUGAAGGUGAUGGAGCUAGCUGAACCAAGUGCGGGUGCAUCAGAACCUCAAGUGCUGUUGAAAGGUCUUUGAACUUCUAGAAAGUGCUAAUUGUGCUCUCGAGGAUCUGUGAUUUUGCUGCUGAUCAUAUUGCGUGCUCUUGAGGAUCUGUGAUUUUGCUGCUGACCAUAUUGCGCUGCUUUCCUGCUUUCUGAAUCUUCAGUAUAAGCCAUUAGCUAUAAUGUAGUAGCUUGACAGCUCUGAUGUGAACCUUAAUGGGGCUCAUUUUAAGGUCGUGAUCUAAGCGCUAUCCUACUUUCUGUGUGCUCCAAAACUUUAGGUUUCCAAGAAAUGAAUGGAAUUCAUUUUACCAGAA
Molecule: messenger RNA, 1074 nt
Organism: Panicum virgatum (switchgrass)
Lineage: Eukaryota; Viridiplantae; Streptophyta; Magnoliopsida; Poales; Poaceae
Exons: 2
Coding region: 32-742 (236 amino acids)
Source: RefSeq, a predicted model, not a curated record